AUGGAUCUCAAUGAGAUCAAACAGAGUGACCUCUCCAAUGAGCCUAACUCGGACUUGAUUGAUAAAUCUAUGAUCGCCCAGCCUACGUUAGUCCGAUGGUACAUUGAUGUCAGACAUUGGGAUGAAAAACCUUUUGAUCUUCCUUUACUCGAAACCUUAACUCCGUCUGACCAGACAGCCGUCAAGAAGUACUACCAAACUUCGGACAAGCGCCUGUCCUUGGCCUCCCAGCUCCUGAAAUAUUACUACGUGCACCAAGCCACUGGCACUCCCUGGAGUAAGGUUAAGAUUCAGCGUACUCCCAUUCCCGAAAAUCGCCCAUUCUAUGACUCAAGUCUUGAUUUCAACGUCAGCCACCAGGCUGGUCUUACUCUGUUCGCAGGCACGCGUGCCGCAACAGCCCACUCCUUAACCGGUGAACCACAAGGCUUGCCUCGGGUAGGCAUCGACAUUGCCUGUGUCGAUGAGCCCUCUCGUCGUCGAGCUAAUCGUCCCCCGAAGACGCUUGCCGAUCUGGCCACUUUUGUGGAUGUCUUCACUGAUGUUCUCUCACCCCGUGAGCUUGCAACCAUCAAGAACCCAUACGCGACCCUCAAAUUGGCUCGUGAGCGUGGUAUCAGUAAAAGUGACCCGAGCAAAGAUAAUGAGGAGGUUCUUGCCGCCUACGGCAUUCGCUUGUUCUACUCGAUUUGGGCUCUCAAGGAGGCUUACUUGAAAAUGACCGGAGAUGGCCUUCUGGCCUCUUGGAUAAAGGAUUUGGAAUUCACAAAUGUCAUCCCCCCCGAACCCGUUCAGAAACUCGGAUUUACUGGUCAUCAUCUCCCCAAUUCUACUCUCAUUGCACCCUCAGUCCAAAAUUGGGGCCCGCCUUACUCCGAUGUCAAAAUCUCCUUAGGUGGCAUUCCCAACCAUUCCGUGCGUGUUCAGCUCGUCGGGUUCGAGUCCGACUACAUUGUCGCUACAGCUGCGUCAGGCCCCAAUAUCGGAGCCGCUCCUCCGCAGGUGGUCAUGAAUGACAACGAUCACCACCUGCCCGGGUACAUCACAGUCCUCGAUCCUGAGAAUGGAUCUCAGAACGUCCGCAUUCCUCCCCUUGCGCUUCGCACAAUUGGUGACCGGGACCCCUGGCGGGUGCACUCGGCAAUCAGCGACCCCUGGUUGCCCAUGCAAGAGGUCGAUAUUGACAUCGAUAUCCGGCUUUGCGCCGAGGGCCGCUGCGAGCACACCCGGAAACUAUAA
Molecule: messenger RNA, 1239 nt
Organism: Penicillium vulpinum
Lineage: Eukaryota; Fungi; Ascomycota; Eurotiomycetes; Eurotiales; Aspergillaceae
Product: 4'-phosphopantetheinyl transferase family protein
Exons: 1
Coding region: 1-1239 (412 amino acids)
Cellular component (GO): cytosol
Molecular function (GO): magnesium ion binding; holo-[acyl-carrier-protein] synthase activity
Source: RefSeq, a predicted model, not a curated record